UUUUUUUCAAACGUGUUAUUCCGCUGUGUGUUCAGUCUCUGAGCUGCAGCCGAGCACAUUGACUUGCUGCUAACAUUUCAGCUGCCAGUCAAACCCCGCUUCUUUUUCCACUCUUCGGCGCUAUUACGGCUUUUAUGUUCACCUGCUCUUCAUUAUUUUUAACCCACGAAAUCGCCAUUAAUCUGACCAUUUCACCUCGAAGCCAUACUGGGUUUUUGUGCGACCGUUGAAGCAAUUUUUAUUGAAAGUAACCAUUAAAAUUUGAAUUUUAACCGACGUCAGUUUAUAGAGAGGACUCCAGAGCCUGGAUCUGUUUACAGGUAAGAGUCUGAGCAUGUCUCGCACAGUUGAGUUUUAUUUUUGAUUAAUUCUUUCUAGUUGUAUGUUUAAUCCACAUUAUAGUCCCAUUAGGACGUUUUCUAGUCUGCCUGUUGCGCGGAGGCUCAAGGCUGUCUGUUAUUGUUGAAAAACGAGUAUAUUAGGUUUGUUUCCCAUAAGCACCUUGGUAAUUGCUUUAAUAUUCUACAUACUUUGGACAGCUCUCUGGAAGUAGACGGACUGUAUGUGUACGAGUAAUACUAGUAAGCCUCGGUCAUCAGGUCUGGGAUCUGGAUAUACAAGGGUUUAGUUGAACGCAAUACGCAGGAUUUUUUUGGCUCUUAUUCAGGUGACAGCGUUUCGACAGGAGGAACUAUUUUGUCAAGUUAGAUUGUAGAAAUCUUUGUAAAAUCCCCCUUUAGUCUCUCUAGUCACAGUGAUAUUGGGUUUUAGUCUAUUAUUAGUGUUAGAAGUGGAGAACACCCUCAGGUUGCUUCCUGUUUUUUUUUUUCUGUCUGCAGGGUUUUGCAGACAGCCUCCAUGCAUGCAGUGCAGGGACAUUGACUGUUGUCCUUGUUUACCCCCAAGGGUCAGACAUUCAAACAACCAUGGCGUACAGUAUAUUGUGUUGUCACUUGUUGCCUGUGUGCACCUAGAGUGGGUGUAAUGCCUUAAUCAUGCCCCAUUUAAAUACACAGCCAAGUUAAGGCAAGUUCAUGCUUCCUGCGGGCUGUGGACUCUGCACCAGUUUAGCUAGUUCUUCUUUACUUAAUAUAAACAGUGAUACACUGACAAACACACACACACACAGGCAUGUUGCCACAUUUCCCACACAACCUGUUUUCAUUUCGCCUCUUACACACACAUAAACUUCCAGGGACUCUCUUUCCCGUGCAAAUGAAACCGUACAAUAACAAUUUUGCAGUGAGGUCAAAUCUAAAAAUGUUGUGCUCACUGAACUUAAGUUUUUUCACGUGUAUGGGUUGUGAAACUUGUAGCUAAACAAUAGUGUGGUAAAAAUAAGGUAAAACUUCUUGAGGCUGAAUUGUGUGUUCCCAAGUCUUUCAUGAUUUGUGAUGGGAUAGGCUUACUGUAUGUUUGUCUGAAUGGGAACUGUGGUCCCUUAAUGAGAUGAAAGGAUUACUGAUACUUAACCUAAUUACUUUGCUCCCUCCCUCCAGGCUGCUGGCUUUCACUCUCAUUGUGAUUUAUGGAUCACCCACCUUCAGCUUUUUAAUCAAUUACCUGUUCAAUGACAUUAUCCUUAUAUGGUACUUGUCCUUGUCCCUGUUCUUAAAUGAGUUGUCUAUGAAGUGAGUUGUAUUUAGUUUGAAUUCUUGGAUGUGUCUUUAUAACUGCUUCACUUGUUUCCAAUUCUGCAAUACAGAAGGAAACCACCUAGAAUUUGGGAAUAGGGAAACCCCACAUUUAUGAGUCAAAAACAGUGCAUUUUUUUAGAUAACCUCUGAUGCAAGAUCAUUAGACUUUGUUAGUUGAAUCUUUGGGUUUUUCCUUCAACCCUUGAUAUUAUCCAUUCAUACUUUAAAAUGACUGCAACUUGAAGCCAAUAGAAAAACUAUGAUGUGGUAAAGUCAGUUUGUGUUUUCAUUUAAGUGUAUCUGACAGAAACCUGGUCAACUCUUUAGGUGGUUGGCACUUGAGAGAAGCUGGUGGGUGUGACACUGAGAUGACAGGACCCCAGUGUCCUAAAGCAGGUGUUACUGCUAGUUCUGUCAUGAUUUUGAAACCUUAUUUCAUUUUUGAUGCUGUUGUUUUUUUAGUGGUUAAAUUUGGCUGUCACACGACAUUUUCUGUAGUGUGACGACAUUAGGACAUGCUUUUUUUUUCCCACCUCGAGGGUUUAUCCCUCACAAGUGUCACCCUGCUUCUCAUAAUCUGCAUUUUUGACACUAUAGCUACCCUUAACUGUGAGCAGAUGAGGUGUGCAGCUUCCUGGUGAGGUGGUACCCGGCCUACUCACCAGUCAUAAUGCAGACGUCAGAGCUCCGGUGAAGGUUACACAGUUGGGGCCGUUUGGUGCACUGUGUUUGAUGAGGGACACAGUGCGCAGGAGUAAAGAGCAGCCACCCAGAUCUGUCCUCUUUAUAGUCCCUCGUCAUCCUCUUCCACCUACAUAUUGACCCUCUGGCUGUUAGAGCCCCUGUCCUCACUGCAGACACCUGGACAAGCACAUAAGGGCUGUUAAAACUGGGGCGCUCUAUUUGUACACCAUGCUGCAUCCAAGCAAAUAACUUGGAUCUGCAAAGUAAAGGUGGGACAAGUUCAGUGGGACAAGAUUAUUUCAGAGUACAACAUGAGAGGUGUGAGGAAAAAUUCAAAGCAUAUCUGUGUUGUAUAGUUUCAAGUAUUUGCCAGGUUUUUUGUACCAGUUAGUUGGCAGAAAAUAAUCAGCAACUUUUAAUCCUCUUUUUGCACCAAAUAUGAGAAUUUGCUUAUUUGUAAUAAAUCUUAACAAUAGUUUAAAUUAUAAUAACUUUAUAUCUCUGGAAAAACAAAGUCAAUGUCUCUUGAUUGUUAAAAAUCUUUUAAAAAUUGACUUUUUUUUUGAAGGACAUUGACUCAAAACUAAUUAAUAAUCACACCUAUAUGCCAAAAAUUAUGUCAAUAAAUGAUACAAUAUAUAGCAGGUAUUCUAGUAGAAGAGUUUAAAAUCUAAACUUUGCUUUAUCUUGUUUUCAUAAUUUUUCAGGGGCCUUUGACCCCGUUUUUUGCAUUGUGAGAAACAACACUGAUAGUUGUAUGUGAACUGUAUCUGCACAUUAAUGCAGCCUCCUCAAACAUGCAGCUUCUUUCUUUAGCCGAGCUCUUCUUUAAUGUCUCCAAACUGUCAGUUUUCUUGGGUUUUCAUCGUCGCCAGAGUGAUAGAGUGAUUGACGGUCAAGAUGCCCUUUUGCAUAAUCUGCUGUUUUGUCAGGUCUUUAAUGCAAGUUGAAAAGCUUGAAUUAAAUUUUUUUGGGAUAAAAAGGUAACUGUUGGCUGUACUUGUAUGCAAAAGACUGUUUAAAAAGUGAAUAAUGAGUGGGAUCACUGCUGGUGUUUUUGGGGAUUGCAUGUCAGCAGAUGGUGUUCAGAAGUUAGAAUACUUGGGACACCAAAAUUUAGUCCUGCAUCCAGAUUCAACACUUUAAUGCCGAAUGCUGCCAGAAGAUGCUCUCUGGGUUUUGAUUCAAGUUUUGGACUUUUUUCUUGUUCCUUCACUUACUUAAAUUAAAAGUGACAAAGAAGCGGGAGAUGGCACCGAUAUUUGUUGUUAAAGAGUCAAAUCGUGUAAACAAACAGUGGAGCCAAACAACACUCUAGGGGGGAUAACUGCUCAUAAGCUGCACUAGCAAUGUGGCAUUAUGGACAGCCAUGUUAGUGUCUCCAGUUUUAUCAAAUAGCAUAAGCUUUUGGAUAGACUGUCAACACAUUUUCAUUAUGAGACAUUGAUCGUCCUAAAUCAAUUAAUUUCAUUGAUAUUUGUGGUAAUAUUAUAUUCCCAUCAGAGUCAUCGGUGUGUCAAUAUUGUCUGAUAGUUUGUGACAAAAUACCUGCGAAGCAAAUAUGGUUCUCACCGGCAUCAUCUUUACCUCAUGUAGAUUCUCAGUCUGGCCUCCGACUCGGGAAAUGGGUCCUUCUUAAUGUUGUUCCCUCUGAUGUCUCUGUAAACUUCCUUUUUUUCGCUACAGGCUUAACAUUAUGGAUGCUAAUAUUCUAGUAUGCAGUGAUGAAAGGUGAACAUAUUUAGCCUGAAUCCUUAAGCUGCGUAGAUAUAGCAUUUAAGAGCUGCUUCCACCGCUCUGGACUAAUAUUUAUGAUUCUGUGACAGUCAAUGCUGUGUUAUGAGGAUUUUACUCUUGGGUUAAGUAGCUUUACAUGUUAAUGAGUAAUCCGUUUGUACAAUAAUAUACAGUAGAUCCACAAAUUGUCCUGUUUUAAUAUCUAUAAAUUUCCUGAUAGAGGUCAAAGAUAAAAAGGAAAAGCUUGUUUGAAUAAAUAUUAGGGAGGAUGAAACUCCUGGAGAUAAGAGCUGUCGAUAAGCGAGUAAAAAUUCAUUGUUUUGUAUAUUCAAAGGUAUAAGGUGCUGUGUGAACUAGGAUGACUUUGAUUGAGAGCCAGUAUUGCUGUGUAGCUUUCCAAGACUGGCUGUAAUGGCAACUGCGCGCCAUUUGGUGUCUGGUGCGGCGGUAGGGAGGAGAGCAAACGAGGAGUGUUGCUUAGGAGCAUUUUGAUGAUGCUCGUUGCAUAUUGCUGAGCUGCAUUGUCAGGGCGUGCGUAAGCAAAGGGCGCCUGAUGUGGAACUGAAUGCAGGACAGGCAAAGCUGCAGGAGGAGUGCUUGUCCUGCCCCCAUGAGAAAAGUUUCCAUCGAUCUGGAGGUGAGCUGAGAGGAGGAGGAGGAGAAAACACAGACAAGCAGAACAGCUAAGCAAGCAAAGCAUUACCUCCUCAUCUCUUAUUCCUUCCUCCUUUUUGGGGCUGGGAUGUGUCUUUGUUCUGGUGUUUGAAGGUUGGUGUACCAAUUCAGUUCCAACCUCCCCCCUGUCCCUCCUUUUCCCACUCCACUGCAGUUUCCUCCUUCUGGGCUGUCUGUCUGCAUGCUCGCACACACACAUUCCCUCACACUCACCCCCUCAUUGGUUUCUCCGUCUGUGUCUGCCGCCAUCAGACGCAGGGACUGAUAUUAUCUGAGCCAACGCACCCCUCCUCUUUUUUUUUGUACCCCUCCUUUUCUUCAUGGUGUCUAUUGUUUAAUUGCUUCGUGCUUUAAUUUACUUCUAUGUCCUGUGACUUUCAGGACAGCCGUCUUUUCACUUCCCAUUUACAUAAUCUGCAGCACCACUUUGGUUUCACCUUCUUCAGGGAAACUAACCUGUAGUUCCCUUUCUGUGCGUCUCCUCACUAAGCCUCCUUAUUGAUUGUGAUCUGUAUUCAGUUAGAGUCCGGACACGUCACUCUGCUCCCUGCGAGCGAGCCACGCAGCAGACAGACAGACAGCAUGCAUCCUCCCUGCAUCACACUGCACCAAAGCCUUGCCUCACCCCUGUGUGAGGACAAAGCUGCUCGGAGUUAACCAAAAGUUGUUCAGUUUAAUACAAGCAUGUGGUUCAGCCAUGACUCUGCUGUACCAGUGAAGUAAGUCUGGGAGGAACAAGGAUGGGCUCCAUGGAGGGAGGAGCUGCUGCGGAAACUGCUCCAUCAUUGGUAGCUGAAGUGCUCUGCAUGCCUGUAAGACUCCGUUUGAUUGGCUGGAGCGUCGCAUUGAGCACAGCAGCUGCAGUUGUGAAGAACUGCCCCUUCUCUCUCUCUCUCUCUCUCUGCCUUGUCUCUCUUCUUCCUACUUCUUCCCUACACAUUAAUAACUGUCUGGGAAUCAUCGGUGUCGCCCACAUGUGCCAGUCGUACCGUUUCAAGGACACUGUUUUUUCACAAGUUACUUGAGUACUUUCAGCUCAGCAGAGCUCAGGGGAGUUGAAGUGACGUCUCUGUCCUGCCUGCAGUCCCCCUCCAUCCCUCUCUCUCUCUCUUUCUCUCUGCCUCUCGCUCUUGUAUCACUUAAUCAAGACAUUGCUUGCCCUUUCCUGUUCAUUGCUGCCUCCCACCCUCCCGUAUGCUCUGCUCUCCUAUUUGUUUGUCCUCGCUUUAUUCUCUUUGGCUCUUCCCUCCCCGACCUCGUGCCUCUCGGUCCUCAUCACCCUCGGCUUUUCCGAAAUCUUUCCAUGCAAGGUUGGAACCUACGAUUCUGUCUCCUCCGCAGACAUGUGCUCUGUAAGUGCUUUAAACUAAUGUUUGGCUUUUGUUUUUUUUUAACAGAUAACAAGCAAGGACGAGAAGGAGAGAGGUCAGCUAGGAGGAUGACAACAGCAGGAUUAACAACAAUGAAGAGAGGGUGAGAAAGAGACUGGUACAAGAGGAGGAAGUGGAACUCCAAAGUGCCUACUGCGCCGGGGUCGUCUGCUGCUGCUGGUUAGCUGCUGUCUGACUGCUGGAUGAGAGCAGGACAGGCUUUGUGUGUGUUUGGCCCUGAAUGGAGGCUAUAUUUUAUCCUGACAGCCCCAGAGUCAUCCAUCCCACGUUGCUGAGCUGCAAGCCUCACAAACGCUGAGCCGAGCUGCCACCUCGCCUCAUGAGUAGAAGGACACCUUCCCGAUAAGGUUCUGCUUUUUGUUAUUCCACAGAUUUCUACUUUUUCAAGCCAAACAAAAAGAGCUGAACAGUGACUGCCUAGGCCUUGGCCAUGUUGACGUGAAUGUAAUAGUGACUUACCAAGUCUGCUGGUUGGUUCAGGUAGAGGCACAGACGCUCUGUGACACAUCCAAGCAUGCUGGAGUGAUGUCCUCAGAGUGGUGUUUUUUUUUUCUUUGAGACAGAGCUGGCCUCUGCUCACAGUCAGCCCCCUUUAUCUCUCUGCUGAAACUUCAGCUGCCACUUUUCCCAGGAAGAGCCAAUAAACAUACCCUGAAAUAAACCAACCAAAAGGACUUGCUGCCUAUUUGCGCUGAGGAAAAAUAUUUUUGUCUCUGUUUCCUCUGUGUUUCGCCUGGGAUUUUUUUUCUCACAUCACCAUUAGUCACCCCUUGCUCUCAUCAGACAGUUUUCCAUCCAUCUGUCUCCACCGCUGCUCAGUGUUAGCGAGCAACUUCGAUGGCUAUAAGCAUGACAAUGGGACGGGACACCAAAUGGCUGACCCUGGAAGUGUGUCGGGAGUUUCAGAGAGGCACCUGCUCGAGGUCUGAUGCGGAGUGCAAGUUUGCCCACCCUUCCCGGAGCUGCCACGUGGAGAAUGGCCGAGUCAUUGCCUGCUUUGACUCACUCAAGGUAACAAUGCAACAGACAUGGCGCUUACCAGUCACUCACAUAUAUUAUUUCAAUUAUUUAGACACAUUCAGUGUUGGCUUUGUCAAGUGUACUCUGCAUAGUCUUGGAAAAGUAAGCUGCCAAUUUCUGACACAUUACACAAACACUAUCCUGUUGUGUUGUAACGGAAAAUUCAGACACUUGUAUGAAAGAAAUUGACAACGUUAAGCCAUGUCACACAUUAUAUCACAAAAUAAUUCAUAGGUUUUAAUAAUUAAGUGUGUUUCCACUAACUUUAUGAUAGACAAGAGGAGGUUUGUGUAGAUUUAAUCGGUUCAAAGGUGAAACCUGUCUUUAUUUGUUAUCACAUCCACCCAUUUAACCCUCACAGUACGUUUUGUCAUCUCCAUGUCAUUGUGAUUCUGACACAAGAAAGUUGAUCUGAGUUCAGUGUCAUUGAGACGUGAGACCUGUCAGGGUGACUCAGAACACAAGUGAAUUUCCUUACUUUGUCCCUUAAAUGAUUCCAUUGAUUUAGAAUUUAUUUAUACUGGAUAUCGUUGGUCUAGCAUGAAGAUGUGAAUGAUCCUUGGAAAAGUCGGAAAAAAGCAAAAUCGGAGGUGGAAACAAGAUAGCUACAUCUACAAAAUGUGAUGCUAAAAUAACUUAAAAUAACUAAAAUAACAAGGGCUAAAAUAACUUUCGUAGAUGUAGCCAUCUUGUUUCAGGCCUCCAAUUUAGCUUUUUUCCAACUUGGUUAACUGAAACGCUGGUAACUCGGGUGUGACGUCAUUUCCAACUCCGACAUCUGACUUCCAAGGUAACUCGAGGGCAGCAUAAAGGUCCUGAGCCAGAUGAGAACCAGAUAAUACCAAGAUAAUACAGAACAUGUCCUGUGCUGCUAGGUCCCCACACUGUCCAUUUAGGGUUCUUUGUAACCUUAAUCUAAAAAUCUAUAAGUGCAGAUUCUACAACACUCUCAUGUCCUGUAUAACUUCGAGCCUUUGUUUUUCCUGAUAUAUAUUGUCUUCUUGUUAGCAAGUCAUCAGUGCUCUUGCAACUGUUCUCUUCAAAGCAGCAGACGAGCUAUCACCGCCAUCUCCACGCUCAGACACAGAAAUAGAUGUACAAUUUAGACAAGGACACCAAGCUUUAGAGGGUAGCAACAUUUAUCAUCCAAACCCUUUAAAAUGUACGGGUUGAAUAUAUUUAAAAAAUAACAAAAUACAACCAAAACACUCUCAAGGUUGAGAUGGCGACCAGUUAAGUAGUGACCAGUAUAAAACAGGUCACUACUUAACAAAUAGGUCAAUUUUAAUACAGUAACUCAACUGAAUUCAUGCAUCAAGAAUUGUUGUUUACUAUAAGUUGCAUGCCUUUGAUUUCAUUGACCACAGUAUAAAUCAUCAUAUCUCCUAAACUGCAUCCGAACCAAUCAAGCAGAGUUCAUGUUCUCUAUACCUGAACAGAUAUAGAUGCCUAUUACCAACAGUUGUUGGUGUCAUUUUUACCCAGGUGUAACUCCUGAUAAAACCGCUCUCCUGUUCGUCAUCCUUUAGUGUUGUGGGCUUGUCGGUCGUGCCUCCUCACCAUCACUGCAGCUGCUUAGCUAAUCCUCUCCCCUCUGCCACAGAAGUGCAUCUCUAGAUUUACUCAUGCACCACAGAAAAGUGAUGAUGCUCCAGCGUAAUAAAUCAGUGCUCUGAUUAUUGAUGGUCAACGGCUCUAAAAUCAGGGGUAGACUGUUCCUCUUUCCUCAUGCGUGUACAUGUGUAUACAUGUGUGCUUGGGUGAGGUUUACUCGCAAUGAACAUUCAUGCACAGGAAAAAGUGAGACCCAGACAAGGGGCUUUCUGUCUGAGUGCAGCUGCUGUCUCCUCGUUUAUUGAGUUAGAAUUUAUUAUUCAGCCAUUUUUCUGUGUUAUGUCCUCCAGAGCAUGAGGGAGACAGAGAGGGAGCGAGAGGAAGAGAAACAGAGAGGGGGGGCCUAGCAACAGCACAGGAGUGCAUACCCAUUGGAUAGUUUGAUCUUCCUGAGUGGCACGGCUGUUUUUAGCACAGAGCAACAGCCUGGCUCAGUGCUGGUUUCAUUGAUGGGAGAAUGAGAAGGGUAUCUUUGUAUCUGAGGCAGUGAGCAAGCAUCUAAGGCCAGGGUUGAAUUUUUGUAAAGUUCAUGACAGUUGAAGGUCACAGCAGCUUUCUUUAUCCCACACUGUUGCAGGGUUUUAGUGCAGCAACAACUACCACCUCUCCACAGCAGUGUCUAUCCUCAUUGUUGUCAGGAUUAUACUCACCUAACCGACAUUGUUUUUGGGCGACUGACUAGAAAAAAACAAAGAAGCAGCUCGAUCCCAACAGAGCUGCUCAACAUCAUCAGUUCUUCCUUUCGCUCCCCACCCACCCACCCCGCCUUCAUUUGUUAAUUUUAUGGAUUUAUCUGCUAAUGGCCUCCCUCCUCGCCAUCCCUGCCAUAUCUGGCAUCUCCAGCCUGCUCUGAGACAGCCGCUGUCAUUCCCUGUUGCUCCUCCAUUAGCACUGUCUGGUCAGUCUGAACUUGCUGCGGGGGAGGGAGGAGUCGGAUCACCGCCUGGUUCUUUUUACCUUGUUAACUGGAGUGCUGCUGUCAUCUCAGAUGAUUAGUGUAGCUGCCACAUCUGCCCAUCAUACAACAGCAGUGUCACUUCUGGAUGACAUGGUGCUGCAACCAUCCUCUGAUAUCAAUAUCGAUCAAUCUGUCGAGUAUUUAGCUGUUAAUUGUCUCUUUUUGGAGGCAAAAUAUAACAAGAAAUAUGUGAAAAUUGAUGAUAUAAUUUUAGAGUCAAAGAAAAUUUUCUUUUAAUGACUGCAAAACUCCGAUACUACAGGAUACGCAGUCUGCCAUCUUUGAGUUCAACAGAGGACAGAAUAUAUUCACAUGUCCCCCUAUGAAGUGGACUAGGACUCUACAACAGGAUGUACAUCAGCGAGUGAUUAGAUUUGCCAACAUUUGCUCGUUAGUAUUACAAAAUCAGAGCACAGCAUAGGAUGUUCGGAGUUUUAUUAGAUUUCUACAUAUUUAAAAAUAAAGUUAAAUCCUCAACAUGUCCAGAUUUUGUAUUAAAAACAUGAAUGACAGCAAUAAGAGAAGAUAUUCCUUUAUUAGCCCCACAGGGAGAAAUUCCAAAUUUACAACAGCACAUAAAAACAAAAAGAGAAAUUAAGGGAUGAAGAAACUUAGGUGUUUAAAAAGAUAUAUACAUGAGUCUUAUUUACAGCUGUUUUGUACAUGUUGAUAUAUUACAGUUGAAAAAUUGAGAUAUUUAUAUGCAUGACUAUAUACACAGAAUAUGCAUAAGUGUGUGUAGAAUAUACGUAUGCUAUGUUAGUAAUAGUAGCCAAAAUUUUCAUGAUUUACCAUCAGAGUAAAUUUUAAAAGUUGACCUACUGAUGGCGAUCAUUCAUUAUAUCUUGGCCAAAAUAAAAGUCAAUAAAAGUAGCACUGUUGGAACAGAAACUGAACUGUAUGAGCUUAACUGUGACCAAUCAUUUAGUAAGUGUCAAAUGUUUUGGCUUCACUUUUAGAGAUCUGUCGUGUCAACCGUCUUUUUAUACUGUCUAUAGUGGCAUUAAUGACUCAGCAAUGAUAUUAGAGCUAAAUUAUUGUUUUCAUUGUUUCUAUAGUUUCUAAUUUUUUUGAUAUUUCUGCAUGAAAACCAAACGCAGUUUCAUAAAUAGGAAAAUGUUGCUGGCAUGGUUCAAAAUCUCUCACGAGUUGUAGAAUUUAUUAUCUGAGCAUUGUCAUGUUUGUCCCGUAUAAAGUAGUAAUAUAAAGUAUAAAGUAGUGUAUUUUAGCUCCAGAUAUGUGCUAUAGUUCAGAGGAGUGAUUCUGUUCAUUGUUGUCUCAUCUCUCUCUUCUCUUUUAGUGCUUCAGCAGCACACUGUAGUCGAACAGGAACUCUUUCUGUGUUGCAUAGUGUGUUGCUAUGGUGACUGAAAGGCGAUUCCUGACCCACAACACCUUCUUUAUUGGUCUCCAUAUCUGCACCAGAUUUUCCGAUGGUUUUGUAGUGCUACCAUUGACCACAAAAUCCAUUUAGAGUCUGUUUCGUUUUGACGCUCAUCGUGCACAAAGUGUGUCACUUUAGGCUCAUUAAUGAGAACUCUUCAUUCUCACUGAGUUUGAGCAGGCUGUCUGGACUCAUGGGACUGGCUCCUCAUUACAGACUCAUCCCUAAACACUCUGCUUGCUGACGCAAAGCUUGCUCCAGUGUGGGCGAGGGUGUUUGUGUGAGCCCAUGUUCCAUCCUGACCAUUUUUCAGGCUGCUGCAUGUUUGCUCGUAUACACCUUUUCUGGUGUGUGAGGUUGUUGAAAUCCCUCACUGAUAACGGUAAAGGUGACAUUGCUUUUUCUCUCUGUCAUACACACCGCUCAUGCUGCUGAUAAACCCUCUUUUAAUGUGUCCUCCUCCCAGUAUGACAUCAUCCGUCACCGUCGAAAUCUCUGCACCAUGAUGUCACUUUGUCGUGUUUUUUUUUCUAUUGUUUAACUGCUUUUUCAGCCAGUUAUGACCCCAAGAGGUGGUCUGUGUGGGUGUGGUCUGAUGACGGAGCAUGUGGCUGUGUCUUGCUGGAGAUAGUUUAGCGAGUUAACAUCUCCUCUGCAGGGGCAGACAGCUGCCGUCUGCCCGGGGGUUUAAUGGAGACUGCAGUUCCUCCUCUCAGUGUGUGUUGACUUGCCGUGUUCCUGCAGCUGUGCUUCUGCAGCACCAUCUUCACCUUCCCCACACUCUCUGACAGGGAGGAAGGACACUGCUGUAAAGGCACUCCGGGACAAAAUGAAUUGCUUUUAGAUAAAUGGCACAAAAUCUGAUUUAGCGUUUGUCAAAAAGCCAAACAUGACAAGUAAAAGCGAGCAUAAAGAAGCACCGAUGUUCAAAAGGGUUUCUGGCAGAGGCUGUGAUAGGUGUCAGCCAGCUAAGAGACAGAAUUAAAGCCACCUAAGUUAAUACCACGCCAUUUAAGCCGCUUUUCAGAAUCCAUUGAGAUAAAACAUUUUACUUACAUCAUAAAAGUAAUUAGUGAUCCAGACACUUUAAGGUAAUGUCAGAGUUAAACGUCCAUCAGAGCAACUACUAAGUUCCAACCAAAAAAAAUCUGCUAUGAUUUUAACUAAAAGGUGAAAUAUAAAGUAUUCAGCAGCAUUAAGUAAAGGAGACUUGAUAGAAAUGGAGUAAAAUAAUUUUAAGUAUGUUUGGAGUAAUUUAGAAUCAGGUUUUUUGCAUUGACACUUUUUGGGUGGUAAAAAUGUGACAAACUGAGACUCAGACUUAUCAUAUCUCACAGGAGCUUUUUUACCUUAAAGGCCACCGUUACUUUGUUGAUUAAGAGGUGAGCAGGGCUGUCAAUCAGGUCCUUCUGCUAAAUGUUUUUAAUAUUCCUAAAAUUUCAUAGCACAUUGAGCUGCGUAAGAACUGGUCAUCUUCCCGUUUGCCUUUUUCUUUAUUAACAGUCAUUGUAAAAGAAAUCUGCUGUGCUCAAAGUCAUGCUUGGCGUUGCUCGUAGCCGUGGAAGCUGCCUUUACUCUUUGUGAAAGCCUGCAUGUGCUGAGUGAAGCUUUGCAUACAGGAGGCAUAAAGGAGCUUUGACUGUGCACACAAGCCUGACAUCAGAAUAACGGCUGCUGCAGCUUCAUGUCCCACUCGGCAUUUCUUAACAAAUAUUUAAUGUGAAAAAGUUCCUAGUGUUCACUGGAUGACCAUGAAAUUAAAGUUGUGUUAAAUCAGCUAAAUAAUAGUCGUCCACACACGCAUGCGUACGCUUUAACUCUUCUUCGGAUGGCUGUAAAAUAACCUCAUAUCAAGAAAUGCUGUUCUUACCUUGGCUAUCCUUUAUUCCUGCUUUCUUGUGUGUUUUUUAAAGCCAAAAAUAUAAUGUGACUCAAGAUACAGACAUUCAAAUCAUCUACUUCUGGACAAAUUUGUGCUUUUUACUCCCCUCAAAAUUGUGCUUGUAACGUUUUAACACGAGGCACAACUUCAAAAGUAUGUUGCACUGUCUUCUUCCAAAAGCAACCACAUGUGUAUCAAGAAUCCUCACAUUUUUACCCCCACUGACAGUAGUUAAUGCUGUGUAAGUUUAUGCAAAAUGCAGGUGAAAACAGAGCAAGGAGGAUGUGUUACUGUCAACAUAAGAGCAAGACAAUGGUGUUUUAUUAUGAAGGAAGUCGGCUCACUCAUUCCUUACCUCUGCCUUAUCACAUCUUCCUUGGUCUCUACACAAAACUAACUGAUAAGCUCCAGUCAGAUUUGCAUACUUGAAUAUGUUUUCUUUCUCUCUGCAUGUUAGGUUGAAAUUUUCCUGGUUAGCAGCAGGUAGAAACACAGGCUCUGUCGUACAGGCGGUGAGAGUCAAGCAUCUGUUUUCACUCCUCGGCUUUUAUCUCUUCUCAGGGACGUUUAUUUGAGUUCUGCUGGGACUGUGUGGAAAAAUCUAAACCUUGUUCAAAUACUCCACCUGUCAUGAAAUGGCACGUGUGACAGCCAUCUUAGCUUAAGAAACAAGUACUGCUAAUUCACUGGAAAACACAUGACAACCCUUUGUCUGACUGCCAGUUAAAUUUCUGCAGUGAGAUUGUUGUCAGCUUCAGCCUAACUUUCUUUGAAUGAGGAAGGUUUUUGGAAAGAGGUUGUGUAUUUCUCAUUAAUUACCCAGCGUACAGCCUUAUGGGACUUCAUUAGUCGUGAUCACAGUUUUGCUCAAUAAAUAGCUAGAUUCUGGGUGAUUAGUUUCAUAAAUUAAACUUUAUUAUCAGGAUGUGUUAGACUAAACAGCUGCCUCAGUAACAAGUUUGAGUCAUUGAGUUUCCUAAUCGAAUUAUUUUCCCGUUUGUGCACAGUCAUUGAUGGGCGUCACCCUGUCUGUCCGCCCUCUCAUCUUUCCUCCCUUCUCUCCUCUUCAGGGACGCUGCACACGUGAGAACUGUAAAUACCUGCACCCACCUCCACACCUGAAAACUCAGCUGGAGAUUAAUGGAAGGAACAACCUGAUCCAGCAGAAGGCGGCUGCAGCCAUGUUAGCCCAACAGAUGCAUUUCAUGCUGCCUGGAGCACAGUUGCAGCCCAUAGUGAGCAACUUACGUUUCAACUCAGACAUCACCUCCUCCUUAAUGCAAUGUGUUAUGAUAAAUUUAAUGCAUUUAACAAAGUAACUUGCUGAUUUUGCAUUCUGAAAACUGUGACAUUACGUAUGGGGUGAGCCUUGUCCAUACUAGUAAAAGAGUUAUUUUAUUUAUGUGUUUGGGGUAAGACGUUAUUUUUAUGCCGUAGUAACUCACAAUUCUGGUUAUGUUCCCACCGAAUCCUCAGCCAGGGAACACUCUGCCAUAACUUGUUUUGUCUCUCACGUCUCUGCCCUCCUCUCCGUCUCACAGACAACAUUCCCAAUGACGCCCUCCCUGGCAACCAGUCCCAGUAUGGCGUUUAGUCCGUAUCUGAGCCACAUGGGCCCAGGCAUGAGCUUGAUGCCUGAGCUACUGCCCAGUACUCCCCUGCUGGUUCCUGGGAGUCCCACCAGCCUGGCAGCCAUGGGCAACGGCACCUCAGCACAAAAACAUUUGCGCACAGACAAGCUGGAGGUAUGCAGCCUGGGUGCAGUUGUUGUGUUUUUAUGUCGGGCCAAAGUAUGAUGAAAUGUGAGUGUUGAUCAGUGCUUUCUGCUGGGUCCUGCCAGGUUUGUAGGGAAUUUCAGCGUGGUAACUGCACCCGGGGUGAAAGUGACUGCCGCUAUGCUCACCCACUAGAAGCAGGGAUGGUAGACUGCAGUGAAAACUCGGUCAUUGUCUGCAUGGACUACAUUAAAGGCCGCUGCAGCAGAGACAAGUGCAAGUAUUUCCACCCCCCAGCUCACCUGCAGGCCAGGAUCAAGGCUGCACAGCACCAAGCCAGUCAAAAUACAGCAUCCACAGCUCUUGUGAGUCUUUUUUUUUCCUACUGAGACCUCUUUGUUUUGUAUUGUUUUGUUUUGUUUUGUUUUUGUUUUUUCACAAAAAUUAGCAUUUGAACCCAAGGUCAGAAAAAUUUGUUUACUGAUUUAUUUCAAUAAAUUAGAAUAUCAUCAACAAGUUAUUUUUUUCUGUAAUAUAAUUCAAACUGUGAAACUCAUAUAUUAAGGAUCAAUCACACACCAACUGAUAUAUUUCAAGUGUUUACUUCUUUUCAUUUUGAUGAUUGUAACUUACACCUAAGAAAAAUCCAGAAUUCAGUAUCUCAGAAAAUUAGAAUAUUGAGAAGAAGUUCAAUAUCGGAGACUCAUGCAGUCACACUCUGAUCAGACAACUACCUUAAAACACCUACAAAGGUGUCCUUGGCCUUUAAAUGUUCUGUCAGUCUGGAUCAGUGGGCCACACAGUCAUUAUGAAGACUGUGGAUUUGACAGUCGAGACGAUCACGGACACCCUGCACAAGGAGGGUAAGACACAGAAGGUCGUCACUGCUAAAGAAGCUGGCUGUUUACAGAGUGCUGUGUCUAAGCACACUCAUGGAAAGUUGAAUGGAAGAAAGAAAUGUGGUAGAAAAAUGUGAACAAGCAACAAAGAUAACAGCAUCCUUGAGAGGAUUGUGAAUUUGGAGGAGAUUCACAAGGAUUAGACUGCUGCUGGAGUCAGUGCUUUAAGAGCCACCACGCAGCAGAUGUAUCCAGGACAUGGACUUCAACUGUGGCAUUCCUUGAGUUGAGACAUUUUUGAUCCAGAGACAUCAGAGGUGUCUUACCUGGGCGAAGGACAAAAAGAGCUGGACUGUUGCUCAGUGGUCCAGAGUGCUCUUUUCAGAUGAAAGUAAAUUUUGCUUUUUUUUUGGAAAUCAAAGUCCCAGAGUCUGAAGGAAAAGAGGAGAGGCACAGGAUCCAAGUUGCUUGAGGUCCAGUGUAGGUUUGUGGAGCCAUUUCACCUGCUGGUGAGAAGGUCAGUGCAGCCGUCUACUAGGAAGUUUAAGAGCACUUCAUUCUGCCCUCUGCUGACCAGCUUUAUUGGCACCUGCCCACACUGCCGAAAGUACCAGUACCUGGUUUAAGGACCAUGGUAUCCCUGUGAUUGAUUGGCCAGCAAAGUCACCUGACCUAAACCACACACAGAAUCUAUGGGUUAUAGUGAAGAGGAAGAUGUGAGACUGAUGGCCUCUAUGCCACACUGCAUUGCUGCUGUAAUUCAUGCACAGGAAGCCCCAACCAAGUAUUGAGUGCUUUACAUGUUCAUACUUUUCAGUAGUUCAACAUUUCUGUGUUGAAAACCCUUUUUCGUUUAAUGUUCCAGUUCUCUGAAAUACUGAAUUUUUGGUUUUCAUUAUUUUUAGUCGCAAUCAUCAACAUGAGUUUCACUUGGUAUAUUGAAAUGUGAAAUAAACCGACUUUUUGAUGGUAUUCAAAUUUAUUGAGAUGCAGUGAAAUAGAAGAUGUUCUUGCUCUCUGCUUGGAUUUUGUUUACUGAUGCAGUGAGGAAUCAGGGUAUCACAGUGUCCCUCAGGCAGGUUGAAAUUUGAUAAUGUGGUCUGUGCAUGCGUACUAUCAGGGAAGAAGCAAAAUAAUAUCUCAAAAAUGAUUGCAAACAUAAUGUGUGGCAUUUGUUUAAGUGUUGUUUCUGUGGAUGGUGAUGCUAUGAAUGUCUUUUUAUUUGCUCUUAUUACCAAUAUGUGGUUGUAGUGGUUCCCAAAUUUCUUUUCCAUAAACCUAGCAGGAAAAUCCGAUAGGUUAAUAAAAAAUCAUCAUGUAAACUGAAAGUUAAAUGCACAUGUAGUCCUGUAAAUAUUGGGUAGCCAUGUUGUCCUUCCUAAAAGCACAAGGUUUUAGCUGCGGCUCCAUCAGUGAAUGAAAUCAUUGCAAUCCCAUCAUGCUUCUGUCUUGACUUCUGGGAUGUCCUGCUUCACUUCAGCUAAUCUUAGAUACAACAGCGCCCCCUUGUGGCUGUACUUUUGCUCCUCGAUGACACAGAAUAAUGCUGUUUUUUUCUGCGCUCUCUGGCCUUUCCUGAGCAGGGUCUGCCCCCAGGCACCAUGCAGCCCCUUCCAAAGAGGCCGAUCUUAGAGAAGAGUAACGGAGCUGCUGCCGCUGUCUUCAACCCGAGUAUGUUCCACUACCAGCAGGCUCUGGCUAACAUGCAGCUCCAGCAACCAGCCUUCAUCCCCACUGGUGAGUCUUACACACUGGAAACUCUUCAACAUAGCCCCACAGUUUUUGAACUCCAUGUACUCCAUGUGAAGGUGAGCAAAAGUGGGACUAUAAAUGCCUGGAUCUCAUUAAUGUGCAGUUGUUUUGGGACAACUAGAACAUAACACAGGUGUAAUUGUAUAUGUGUCUGUGUGGUCUUAAGUCUAGUCAUUAGUCUUUCUUGCUUUGCUCACACCUGCUUCAUUCUGUGUGGAUAUGUGACGAUGAGAGUCAUGACAGUCGUUUCUUUUAUCACUCUUCUUUCUUUGACAUUCCCGCGCUUUCUUGUUACUCACUGGGCUGUGUUAAAUGCUUGAUUCUGAUUGGCUUAAACCCCUUGACAUUAACUAAUUAUUGACUCUGCAUAACAGGAGCAAUUCAAGAUACAAGCAGAUCACACAUGUCAUGCCAAAUCAGUCCGCCAACAAGUAGUUCCGGCACAUUUCACUACAGUUUGUUGACACUGAGGCAAAGACAUUAGUCUCUAUCCGCAUGUGUCCUUUCCUGCAAUCAGGGCCAGGGCAGCAUAGCUGGUGAGAGUCAAGGUCAAGGUAGUGCUAGCACCCGGGACUAUUUUUUAUCUGUACAUAUCUCAUUUUUAAAUCAAGAAAAUCAUUAACUCUAAGUGUCAAUAUACUUCUAACUUUAAUCAGUAGCCAGGUAACGUGCACGGUGAAGCAGCAGUUAUGAAAUUAAAAUCCUAACAGGGUGAGACGAGACAGGAGGGGUCGACCUGCAUCCUGUAGAGAUCUUAAAUUCUGUAACUAACCCUCCACCGAGCAUUAUCCCUCAAAAUAAAUCAUCCAAAAUGCGGACAGCCCCGGGUGGAUGGUUUGGAGAAAUGCUGAUAGUUGUUUUUUUUUUGGGGAGGGGCUCAAAGCCGCCUUUGAUAGCAUAAAGUAGCUGUGAACACAAGAUAUAUGACGAUACCUGCACUAAUCACACUUCACUGAGAUUUUUUUGACUGUUCAGUUUAUCUGUGAAACCAGACUUCUCACUGUAACCUCACACCAGAUGAGACUCCAUUUAAAGGAUGUUAAUUAUAUUUGAAGGAGUGAUGGCUGAAAAUGUACAAAUGCCUUUCAUUAAAUUAGUCAAGUGCUGAAAACUCCAAUAACAUGUUAGCUGAUUAAUGUUAGCGUUAAUUAAUGUCUAUUACAAGAUUGCUAAAGCAGUUAAUAUUGAACAAUCAUUUUAAAAUGGUGAUCAGAUGAUUUAGAUAAGAUUUCCAAAAAGCUAUUUUCCUUUCAUGGAAACUGUAAAGAAGAAGUGAUAACAUGGAAUACUUAUUUUUCAAAUAUGAAUUAAAGCUUAGACCCACCGCACUAAACCUGUUGUGCACACAAAACAGAGUAUAUCGAUGCCUCUGCUCAUGUGCUGUUCAUUACAUUGGCUCAUCCUUCAUGUGUUACCUGCUCAGUUUUGUCUUUGCAUCCUACACACACCAGUGCGACACCUUCAACAGCCUUGAUGUCACUCCUGUUUCUCACACUUCCUCAGUUUUCUACUGACAAGUUCAACCUUUUUACCUCUUUUGUUCUCCUCCUGCUUCCCCUUUAGCUGCUCUCAUCCACUUUUUCCUUGUGUGUAUCUACAAAUAAUGUGACAGGGUCUGCUUUGGUUUUGUGCCCUAAGAACCCUUUUAUAGGACAGCCACACCUGGCACACAUGUGGUGGUGGAUGAGAGCCUUUACGAAGGGGAUGAUUGAUUAUUUGCAUGAUAAUAUGUCAACACUGACAAGCUUGUUUGAGCUAGUUGGCUAAAUAUCAUGCUAAAUAUUAAAACGGUGAAUAUUUUCUACUAUCAAAAUAUAUAUUAAACAUUAAGAAACUCUGCUCUACACCAUGCAUCAGUCAAUCCUUUGGUUCCCUGGCUUGUUGCUAAUGUUGCUCAUUUGAAGUUGAUGUUUCAAAAACUCUUUAUUACAAUCUCAGGAAAUGUCAAACAAUAAAAAGACCAACCGUACUCACACUUUUAUCUGAUUCAGAGUAAAAUCCAGUACAAAGAGAAUAUUAAAAUCCUGUUUUGGUGUUUUGAUAUAAAAAGGACAAAUCUGUCUUUUCAUUACUUCUGUAUUAUGUGAGUUUACUGUGAUACAAUAUCCAGCCCUGAAUAAAAACAAGGCUUGGUCAGUGGUAAGGUGAAGUGUAUUACAUGGCUGGUUACAAGCCAAAGGUGGGGUCCUUCUAGCUUUGACACAUCGAGGUGUUUGAACAUAUUUAGUGUGAGCCUAAACACCUGUAGUGGACCUUUUAUUUCGAGGUUUUCAGCUCAUUGUCUUUCUCAGGGCAUCAUCUAUGUGUCAUUGACCGUUCACUGUCAUGUUAGUAUUCUGUUUUAUUCUAAUUCAGUACUGUGACAGAGAGAGAGUGUGUGUAUAUAUAUGUGUGUGUGUGAGGGAGAUGUCCCCUUUUCAUACCAGUGUCGUAAUAGUGAUUAGAGAUGUAUCUACUUAACUGAAUGAUGAAGUACUUUGACUUUUACUGCAGAGCAGACACAGGUGCAGUUAAGGAUGCACAUAGAGGCAUUUAGACAAACAGGAUUAUGAGUUUUUGUGGUUGUAACAAUCCAUUUUUCCCUGAAUUUAUCUCAAAGAGUUAAAGUCACUUUUGUUUCAUACUACAAACAGAGUUAAUAAUUUAUAAGUAGUUAAAUGGUGGGAGGGUUUUGUUACUUUCUUAGUUGUGAAAAUCUACAAAAGGUAUGUGUUGCUUCUACUGGGGCCUCGAGAAUUUUUCUGAGGUACAGACAAGAAUAAGAAAAGACAAAUGUUAGAUGUAAAAUCUCCGAAUUUAAAUCCUUUAGCCCUUUUCAGAAAAACCUUAAAAAAUGGUCAUGACCACAAAAAAAAAGACAUGUAUCUAGUCUGUGGAAACUGUUCUACACUCCCUCCAGCAGAAGCAUUGUGAUUCUCCUAAUUUAGACUUCAGUUUGGGGAUCAUUAAAACAAUGAAUGACCUUCUUUCAACAGAAAUCUUGCCAGGAAAAAAGGAGUUUGUGGAUGUGGAUUAAAUUUGCCAUAUUUGUAGCCAAGUUUCUUCUGAUGAUACAAUAGUAGAUUGUGCUCAGUUGUGACUGUUUUUUGACUGUUUUCCCACCUUUCAGACUACUCAGUUAGUCAGGACUUAAAUUCUUUCUUUAAUUAUCAAGGAAAUAAGUUGCUUAAGAACAUCCCCAAUAGCUAUGGACGGCUUUUGAUUUUAUAUAUGUUAUGUGUAGUGUCAGAAAAUUUAAGUGACAUUUAUUAAAAGGUUUUCACAUAUUUUCUGCAACAUAACACCUCAGUAAAUAUAGGAAAUAGGUUCUGCUUCUGUUAUACCAGAGAGAUAUUUAAACUGGAUUUGUCAAGAUAAAAAUCAAAGCAGCAUGGGUCAAAAUAUCAUGACUGGAGGAUUUUCCCAAAGCACCAAAGCCUUCAUUUCCAAUAAUGUAACCAGGAGCAUCAUUUCACUAAACCUUCUGCACACCAACUCUGUGAAAUCACAGUGAUAUUUUUGUGAUAUUUUGUUGUGCCUGACGUAGCAGGCUUAAAGUAUCCUGGACUGUAUCAGGGGGAGAAUUAUGAAACCUCUGGUGAUAAACAAAACACUGUAUGCCAUUUUACGUCACCCUGACAAAUAAAAAUAAAACAAUUAUGUAAUCUACGACACAGAAAAAGUCAUCACAUCAGUGUUUUGUUUUUCAUUUUUAAAGCUCCUUUGGAAAGCAGGGAGUCAAAAAUGAACAAACUGUUUUUAUUUUUAUUUUGAGGUGCGAGAUGGCAGGAUUCAAGUUUUAGAAAAGGUGCUGCUGUUUUCUUUUCAUGUCUCAGCACUGUUUGCACAUAAAACAGCUCUUAUCAUUACAAACCAGAUAGGAUUGCUGAUUUGAUUCUGACCUAGAGGUUAGUCUCCGCCCAGAUGGCAUCACAGACUUUAAAGACAAAGUUACUAUUGUCCAACAUUUACAUAUUUCUUUUAGCUUACAGGAAAGUAUUUUUGAUCAGGUUAUUACGCUAAUAUGCCCAAAUAAAUGGAAUUUUUUGGAAGGAAAGACAAAACUGCAGACACAGAGUUCACUUAAUAUUUCUGAUGGAUCAUUUACUCCUUCACACACAUGCCCUGUCCAUUUAAAUACAAUAAAUCAGAUCUUCCAGUCUGAUCAGAUUGUAUGACUGUGUAUUGCCCUCUUUGUUUGAAGAUCAUUUGUUGCAGAGAUGAUGCAUUUUCCUUAUGUUUCUAUCUGGUUGGCUAAUUCAAUGUUUUUUUUAUCCUUAUCUCUUAUUUUGUUUGCAUGCGUCUUGACAUUUGUUCAAAUUCAUCCCGGCAAUAUCACUUGACUUGUGCCAUGACUUUUGAUCCGACACAUUUCGCCAUGGUAACCAUAUCAUUCCUGUCCUCCCCCCUCCCCCUUCCCCUCCCCCACAUCCUCGUCCUCUGUCUAUCGUCUGACUCGCCUGAAUAAAAGUUCCCAUGAUGCACGGUGCCACCACCGCCACUGUUUCGUCGGCUUCGACCGCAGUCACCAAUGUUCCUUUCGCUGAAUCAGCCGCCUCGAAUCAGGUUUGCUCUUUCGUUUCAGUUCUUUAUUAUUUGAACUCUGAGUCCUGUUUUUGAAGUCUUCUUCUCUCUCAUCAGGUCAAAGUUUCAGUGUCACGUGUGUUUUGUUCUCAUUUCAUCUGUCCUGUCUGUUCAGUCUGUUGUGAGCAAAUGAAAACAGGAUUUAUUCUGAGAGUAAUCUCAGAAUAAGUAGUUGUUUACAUUUGAAUGUUGUGCUUUUUGCCACUUUCUUGGUCUCUGUGUAAUCUACACACAAUAUGAGGUCUUCCAUCUGUAAAUAAACUGGCUUCUUAAUACUGAAUCUCCCCCUAAAAUUACCAAUAAAAAUAAUUCUUCAACAAAAUUUGGCAAAUCUUUACAACAUCUUUAUGCAACGUCAUUGAGGCUUCGUUUAAACAACAAUGUAAUUAUCAGGUAUUUGAAAAAUAAACUCUCUUAACUCUAUAAAACAGCUGGCUUUACGUCAAACCAUUUUGCCUCAUAACUUGCUCGCACUACUUUUUAUUUUUUUAUUUUUUUUACAGCAGGUUACUGUUUCAAUCCAGUCUCAGUGGGGCCCCUGCUCCCCCUCUCAUCCCUCUUUCUCUUUCCUCCAGUAGACCCCUCAGAGCUUCUGACCCCUGAACCAGUGGAGCUCCAGUGUGUCCCCAUGGAAACCCAUUUCUGUCCAGUCCCCAAACUCCUGGUGGCGGCUCCGGUGGCGCUAAACUCAGUAAGCCUUUCCCGAAACCCCAGUUAAAGCCCUGUGAUAUCAGGGGCAGUCAUCCUUCUGAAUGCAGCAAACAUGUGCCUCGCUUACAGUACACACUGACUGAGUGACAGUGUGAAUCUUUUAAUACGACAUUAUUUAUGGCAGAUAGCUGCAAUGGUUCAGGCAAUACAAGCCAAGAUGUGAUGCUGUCAACGUAAAGCAGCCAUUCUGAUGCAGAGUGACCUGAUCAGGCUGAGCAAUACAGCUCCCUCUGUCUUACAGCCAUACAUGCCCUCACCUUAAAAGUGCAGCAGACAUGUGCGCACACACACACACACACACACACACACACACACACAAACACACACGUUCAAGACUUGCAUGCCCUUUAAGGGUUGGAGCCAUCAUGUGACAUGACCCUACAUAUGUGACUGUUUCAAAAUCAGAGACCCCAAGAGGAUCGGACUGUCGCUGGUCUGCGCCCAUCAUCGUGUUGUUACAAUGGAAGAGUGUUUCAUAUCAUCGCAUAUCUAUGUUUAAAGAUGGCUACAAAUGUAAACUUAUGUUGUAUCAUGUUCAUUCUUCAGUAUGUUCAGAUGAUCUGCUUAACUGAUGAAACAUCAGUGAGUCAUCAUUAGUUUAUCCGUGCCUUUGAGUUAUAUGCGGUUGCAGAGAAGACAGAGUUUUCCUGAAUACUUCAAAAGACUGCACAGCAUACAAUGAAAGAUGUUGUAAAUUGCAUUGAAAGGCAAUAUCUGUAAUUACACAAAUACUGUGUAUUAGCCUAUAGCUCUUAUUAUAAAAGAAAUCCAAUAGCUACAGUGGUUGCCACUCUAAAUUUAUGUUCUAUCAUAAACUGAAAGUACGUUUUAUAAAGUCUCUUUACUCAUUAUCAGUAUCUGGUUCUUACUGAGUCUUAGCAGCAAUGAGACAUGAUCAUGCAAUGAAACAACCUUAAAAGCUACAAAGUGACCCAAAAUGAAGCUGAAGUCACUCUUUACUAUUCAGCCGGGGUUUAGAGAUUUUGCAUUUCUUGGUUUAAUAAAAAAUGCCUUAAGCAGGAGGAGGCCUGCUCUAUAUAAAACUCAAAAUUAAAAAAGCUCAGAUUAUGAAACUGCUGAAUUUUAGAGGUUGUCCCAAGGGUAGUCGUAGAUAUGAUGGCUGAAAAGGAUGGUUUGUUUGUUUUGUUCCUGUGUUGUAAAAGAAAGACAAUCUGGAGGCCUCGGUGCAGUCACUCACCUAAUUUAUUACAAGUCUUUGCUUCAGCAGCAAACCCAGAUUUUAUGUGAUCAUUUUAUCUGAAAUUAAGGCACGGACAAAUCGCCAAGCCUCAGACUGAAAUCUUCAACAUUUCGUUUGAUGUCAGAAUUCCUGCACAAGAUGGGAGCUGGAUUUGUUUCCUCAUGUUGUGCCUAGAAGUCAUUGUGUGCCAAUUGGUGGUUUAUGCAAGGAGCACUCUAUUUAAUGCAAUACCUAAAUAAGUCCCUUAAAUUAAUCUCUCCCUCUCAGAGUGAGAAGAGUUUUUUGAAAAAGGCAAUUUGAGUACUUGUCUUCUUUGUAAGAGUUUUUUGUUCCAUGAUUCUUCAGGGAGAAAGCUCAGAACUUGAAAGCAUCUCGGCUGAUUGUCGAAUGUGUGGUCUUUUUAACAGGGUGCGCAUAUUGUCAGACUCUAAACAUGGCAACCACAGUCGUUACUACCACAAUGGAGUUAUGAAAAAGCGUUGGUGAGAUUGUUUAAAACUAUACAGACCAGAUGAAACUUAGGUUUCCACGUGUCUCCUAAUUAUUUACUUUGGGUGUAAAAUAUUGGCACAAGGCUUUACACACUUGACUUAGAUUUCUAAUAUCAAAUUCAAAUGUGCCUGGAGCUCACUCAAACCACCACUGUCAGUUUACUGUAAGAACAGACCAGUGCUAAAAGAUAGAUAACCUUCUCUGAGACAGCUGUGCUGUCUUGUGGCUUAUGUAAAGAAUUGAAAUACUGAGUUGUGUGCAUACAUGUGUGUCAAAAAAGACAGAGGAUCAUAUCUUUGUUUGGUUGUAAAUGUUGCGGAGUAUCGCAGUUCCCUCCCUGAGCAAAGUUCUUUUAAAUUAUGUUAUUGUGUAGUGAAUGUAUCUAAAGCAAAAACUCUGCACAUGCCCCCCUAACUGACAGGCAUGCUUUCAUUAUAUAAAGAUUAUUUCUGAGGUCUUAUAGGUCCAUGCUGAGACUGUGUUCAAACAUAUACAACUGUGUGUACUAUUAUAUAGAUUUAUAUUUGAUGUUAAUGGAUGGUUUUAGAAAUAUCUUUCACUCUCAGAAAAGUUAGAUCACAAUUGUCCUUUUUUAGUACAUAAUUACACAGCACAAGUCGUGGUACUUUACAGUAUCAUGUCUUGUUUGGUAGUUUGUGUACCCCUACUUCUUAAAGUGCCCAAAAAUGCAACUGUAAGCACUGAGUUAUCAGUUAGCCAAAUUGUGGAAUCCUUCUAAGCAUUUAUUUUGUUUUCCACGUGACAAAAAUAAACUUAACGGUGAAAAGAGACCGUCCAGUGGGGGGCGCUACUGCUGCAAUAUGUGCAUAAUCCCUCAGUGGCUUCCAAAUAAUGAACAGUACUUUGGUCAUAAGGAAGCACACACGUCUGGAUUGGCACGUCUGUUUGUUUGUGUGAAUAUUUUCUUCUACUUUCACCUGAGCACCAAAAUCAGUGAGUCAUCUUAACUCUACAGCGUCAGACUAAUUGAUUCGAUCAAUUUAGAUUGGAACAAAAGUAGAGUAUGCUAAUUCAAUUCUCCAAAAUAUAAUGUCUUUCUGUGAUGUCUUGCCAAUUUUCAAGAUGUACAGUGACAUGAUAAAGCGUAAUUGACCUGUCUACUACUGAACGAGAAAGGCUGGCUUUUACACUUAAGGCUAGGUCACACUUACUGUGUGUGCUGACACGGGAGAGAUAUAAUAUUCUUCAGAUUAAGUAGUUCGUCAGAAUCUUACAGCUUUGAAAUACUACCUUUGUCCAGCCAAGUAAUCCUUAAGCCUUUGUCUUUGAAUUGCCCCUUCACAUCAUUUUGCCUUCACUGACUGCUGUCCAGCUUGAAAAAAACAAAAUACUUGAUUAAUAAAUUGUGCCUCCUGUGGGAGUUAGAUUUUUUCCAAGUGCAUUGAUGCACACGAGGGUAUUAGUCAGAAAGAAUGUGUUUGGGUGCAAGAAAAACAUCUUUUACCUCCUCCCUUCUGUCAUCAUCUGGUUCUUGAUUUUCUUUAGGUCUCAUUGUAUUUCUCUCAUUCUGACAUGAUUUCGUCUGGAAUAUGCAAAAUGCUCUGAUCAUUGUGUGCGGUGACCAGAUCCUUUAGCAUGUAGGGGGUUAUUAGAUCCUGAGCAUACUUGUGUUGCCCGGGCACAAACAAAGGGCCUUAUUUCCUGCUCACUGUCUAAAGAUUUGAUAGCUGUGUAUGAAAGUGACAUGUAUUAAUGGUAAUUUAAGCUUUUUCUAUCAGACAUUUAAAAACCACAGCAUGGAAAUGAAAAAAAAAAUCAUUUAUACAUCGUUGAUAGUUUGUGUAGACCACCAAGAAAAAAAAUAUUUAAAUCAUUUGUAUACAAUGAUGGAGUCAUUGUGAAUGGUAAUAGUUGCUGUUGCUAUGGCAACAAAAUGACAACAUGGCUACCUUUCUAUUAUCCUAAUUGUGAAUUUUUUCACACUCAUUGAAAUGACAUACAACACUAACUUAUUGAAAAAGGGAAUGUCUAAUUAGUUUGUCUUGUUAUUGCAACAUGAUUCAAUAUUUUGUAUGAAAACUGAAAUCCUUGAUAUAUCCAAAGGUACUUAGGGGAGAUCAGGUGUUUCUUUUGCUUUCUUUGUUUGACCUUACUUAUUUUUUCUUUUAGUACAUGGUGUUUUGGAGAUUUAAGAACGGACUCUGGUUGUUAAAGCCAACACCUAUCUGUCAGGGAGGUAAAGAGGCUUUUGGACUAUUGAAAGAGCUACAUCUUUUUUCUUUAACACCUUACAUAUUUAUCCUCUCUCCCUUCCUGCAGAGUGGACUCACUCAGUUUCCUGUGUGUGGACAUGUGUUUGCUUUCAUUACUGAGUUAUGUUUCAGUUUUGGACUAGAAGGUGGUCCAGAAGCCUCUCUGUGCCCAGCUGUGCUGGGUGAUGUCGAACCUUGCUGAGGUGUAUACGAAUGUGUAACGUUCACCUUGUUUGCACUUAUGUACAUAACUAUGUUAAAAAUACUCAAAAUUUAUUUUGAAUAAAUAUAGAUAAGAGUUGAUGAGAAGUCAAAUCAGUGAUUGCUAAUGAUAAUAGUAUGACUGUCAUUUUAUUACAGUAUAAAUAUAUUGCUUCGUCCUUAUUGUUAAUUUGCAAGAGCCCUGUUCUUUGCCAAGCACGACAUUGCCUAGAUACGAACCAUGAAUUUUUUAAAAGCUUUUUUCUGUUUACUGACUGGAAAAACUUUGGCCUAGUGAUGUGUCAAAAAAGAGGUGGAUGUGUAAUGAAACAGUGAUAACAAUGGCCAUAUAACUGCGUAGUGAAUACACUCGUGCAUUUGUGGUCUCUACGAUAGUACACCGAAAUAAAGCAUAGGGUUGCUCAACCUUUGAGCUGAAAAAUGUCAGAAAUUAAGAGUGGCUGAUUCAUAGAUACAACUUUUAAGGGUCUUCAUGGGAGAUGUUUUCCCAGGGUUUCAAUUCACCUUGUUUUUGCCUUUUUUAAACAGGUUAUUCUUUGCCCAUGUUGUCACUGUUGUCAUUAUCACAAAACAACAAAUCUGAAUUCUCCUCAGGAUUUGUGACAAAGUUUCCAACAACCUGUUUGUUUUUCUGAUGGGACUCUUGCAGCAGCAGCUGCACAUCAUCUUCACACAGCUCUGUUCCUGGACUUUUGGACAUAUAAUGCUCUUCAGUUUCAGCUUAAGCCAGAGAUUUUGUUGCCAUGGCACUUGUCCUAGUGGUGAAUGGACUGAGUCAUGCUGGUGAAAAAGUUCACAGCCCUCUAACUACAUAUGAGGGGGAAAUGGACAUGAGGGGAACAUUCAUCAAACUAAGCGUUCCCAGUCACCAACAAAUGAAAGACUGUGAUUUUGUUUUAAGAUUUAUCAGUUCUUACCAUUAGUUAAAAGGACUCUGUUUUUAUUGUGCCUUCAUCAUGUAAGGUGUGGUUUUUAUUUCAUAUUCUUCAUCCAAAUUGACUUAAAGGGCACUUUUAUUUUGUGCCUAACACAUUCUUUUACUUAACAAAAAAAAAAACUUUGUUGGUGAAUUGGUAUCAAACUGGGAAAUUUUUCACACUGAAUGACCGCCUGUGGAAGAUGAUGAGGGCCAAAGACUGUUCAGGACUAAGCCAUAUGAAAAACUCUCUCUGACACUCUAGGACAGACUUAAAGUGACUGCUGUUGUCCCUCUUUUCACUUGCUGUUUUCUGCUUGUGGUGCUUGUAUGUGCUGCUGUGCUACCUGCCAAUUUAUUUUGCUGUGUAUAGCUAUUAAGAGUAAGUUACUGUGCCUAUGAUGAGUUCUGCGAUUUCUGUUUGACCUUGAAUAAAAACACUUAUCUGUGA
This is a messenger RNA of Xyrichtys novacula (pearly razorfish), 28057 nucleotides long. The record is from the annotation of a GenBank genome assembly. NCBI's taxonomy places the organism in Eukaryota, Metazoa, Chordata, Actinopteri, Labriformes, Labridae.